Messenger RNA from Letharia columbiana, 936 nucleotides. RefSeq lists its product as uncharacterized. NCBI's taxonomy places the organism in Eukaryota, Fungi, Ascomycota, Lecanoromycetes, Lecanorales, Parmeliaceae. The record is from RefSeq and is a predicted model, not a curated record. The transcript has 3 exons. The coding region runs from base 1 to 936 and encodes 311 amino acids.
AUGUACACCCCUUUUGCCCGGCUCUUAGAGGCCCUACUGACGCCCCCAGGCCACCCCUCGGCGAAUCCGCUAUUACUGGCAAUCGAGGCCGCAAGCGAGCCCAACAGCUACCUACUACUACUCAUAAACGCGUCGGUACCCUCGCACUCAGUUGAACAAGAGGAGGAUCUACAACAGGCGAAUGCGGAGAACACUACGGAGACAGUCAUCAGCAGCAGUGACACAACAGGCCUACUCUCCACGGUCUCACACCAAUCCACUCAGCCAGUGCAAGAGAAGUCAAUACAGCAGGCGAAUACGGAGAACACUACGGAGAAACCAAGCGGCAACAAGGCCCCCAGCACCAAGAACACGGCUCAGCUCUCCAAGAUCCCACGAGUAAGAGGAGGAACUACAACAGGCAAAUGCGGAGAACACUGCGGAGAAACCAAGCGGCAACAAGGCCACCAUCGUCAAGAACACGGCUCAGCUCUCCAAGAUCCCACGUCAUAUCAGUCAUCCACUCAGUCAGCCACUCAGCUAGCCACUCAGUCUGAUACUCUACAAGAGGAGGAGCAAGAGGAGGAACUACAACAGGCAAAUGCGGAGAACACUGCGGAGAAACCAAGCGGCAACAAGGCCACCAUCGUCAAGAACACGGCUCAGCUCUCCAAGAUCCCACGUCAUAUCAGUCAUCCACUCAAGGAGGAGCAAGAGGAGGAACUACAACAGGCAAAUGCGGAGAACACUGCGGAGAAACCAAGCGGCAACAAGGCCACCAUCGUCAAAAACACGGCUCAGCUCUCCAAGAUCCCACACCAAUCCACUCAGCCAGGGCAAGAGAAAUCACGACAGCAGGCGAAUGCGGAGAACACUGCGGAGAACACUGCGGAGAUAGUCAUCAGCAGCAGUAACACAAUAGGCCUACUCUCCACGGUCUCACACCAAUCCACUUAG